This is a messenger RNA of Hepatospora eriocheir, 333 nucleotides long. NCBI's taxonomy places the organism in Eukaryota, Fungi, Microsporidia, Hepatosporidae. The record is from the annotation of a GenBank genome assembly.
AUGAACUUAAACAUUUUAAUUAAUCUAAUAGCUAAAUUAUCUACUACCCAAGAUAUUGAUGUUGAAGGUUUAGGAAGUUUUAAUAAACCAAAUACAGAGACGGAUGAAAUUAAAGGAAAAUCUAUUUUUCUUAGAAUAUUUUAUUGGUUUAGUGGCUUUUUUUCUUAUAAAAACUUAAACCAAUCAAAUAAGAGUGAAACCAAUGAAGCAUUUAAUUUAAAUAAAGAAACUACCAUUUCAUUUGAUGAUAAGAACAAACAAACUGAUUGUGAAAGUAAUGAAGAAUCAUCUAAUUUUUCUUCUACAACACCAAUUUAUCCAGUUAAUAAUUAA